AAUCCAAAAAAAAGACUGAUUAUGAAAGUGAACUAAUUUAAUUAGUUGCAUAUUGCACUUAAAACUGUUGCGUGGAAUAUUCUUUAGAGAAUGAAAAAAAAAAUAUUGAUUUAUGUGUGGUAACAUCUUUACUUUUAGAUACAGGGGGAUAAAAGUCAACACUCAACAGCUGAUGAUUUGCUUUGUAUGCUUGGUUUUAUUUACCUCUUGCAACAUUUUGUCCUGACUCAUUGCUGGGAACAAACGUACUUGACGCUGCAUAAAACCAAGUCCAGGAGCAAAACAGAGGGAGUUCUACUUUGCCCUUCAGUGUUUAAAGAUGAACUUGUGGCUGCUCCUGGCAUUCACUGCACUGGCUGAAUGCCGUUACCAAAAAAGAGGCGCCCUCUCCUGCCCGAAUCUGUGCUCCUGCUUUUCGGGUGCAGAGGUGGUGUGCAGCCAAAGCUCCCUUACACAUUUCCCCAUAGAUGGUUUAUCUCCCGAUACCAGUCGACUCUCCAUCCAAUCCACCCGUCUCAGCAAUGUUACAGCCAGUCAUUUGAGUGUUGUGCCUCUUUUGAACAGCCUCCAGCUGUAUCACAACAACCUGACAAGCCUACCUUCAGAUCUACUGAAGGGUGUUCCUCACUUAAACAUAUUGGAUCUCACGGGCAAUCAGCUGGUUCUUCUGCCUCCAAACGUCUUCAGCCAUGCCUCCCUCCAUAGUCUGGUGCUGAAGAAAAAUCGGAUUGAAAAAGUGGAUGCUGAGUGGUUUUCUGUCAACAGCAGCCUGACCUGGCUGGACUUGUCUGGGAACCGUUUAACUGGCAUCCCAUCUGCUCUGCUUCAGAAGCUGCCCCAUCUCGAGAACCUAGACUUGAGUCAUAACAAUCUGCAAGAGCUACAACCUGAUGCCCUGGAGACCCUGCACCGCCUGGAGACGCUGAACCUCGCUGGGAACAAAUUAAUCUCCCUGAAACCUACAACUUUCACCCACAACCUGAAACUUUCCCAGCUAUUUCUGCAGGAGAAUCAGCUCCGAGACCUGCCAGCAACCCUCCUCCAGGGUCUCCAACACCUUGAACUUCUGCUGCUGAAUCAGAAUCAGCUGCAGUAUCUCCCCUCAGGCUUUUUGGAGGAGAGGGAGUCUUCUUUACGGAUGAUCUUAACAGGAAACCCCUGGGUGUGUGAUGAGAGGAUGGAGUUUCUAAAGAAGUGGCUCGCUGUCCAUCGUGAAAAUGUCAUCUUUCUGGAGGAAGUGACUUGUGCAGGGCCUGAAGCUCUCAAACAACGUCAAGUGGUCUCUUUAACUGACAGCGAGCUGGGUCUUGUAAAAUCAGACAAGAUUACAAAUUAGUAAAAACAAAAUGGAUUUUGUUCCAUAUCAUUCAUCAUUUUAAAUUUCAUGAAGUUACCAUUGCAUCAUAUCCUGAAAUAAAACUUCUUUAUGAUCUCUCCUUGA
Molecule: messenger RNA, 1441 nt
Organism: Seriola dumerili (greater amberjack)
Lineage: Eukaryota; Metazoa; Chordata; Actinopteri; Carangiformes; Carangidae
Product: leucine-rich alpha-2-glycoprotein-like
Exons: 2
Coding region: 320-1336 (338 amino acids)
Molecular function (GO): protein binding
Source: RefSeq, a predicted model, not a curated record